This is a messenger RNA of Chara braunii, 2581 nucleotides long. Lineage: Eukaryota; Viridiplantae; Streptophyta; Charophyceae; Charales; Characeae. The record is from the annotation of a GenBank genome assembly.
UGUAUUGUCUGUACCAUUGCGUGUGAAACUCACGUAAACGUGGGAGACGUGCAGCAGAAUGCGCUCCAGGGUUAUCCCAUAAAGCUAUUGAACUCAUCUGAUCACGUCAGGAUUCGAACUUGUGAUCUACCGUCAAGAUCUGUAUGUAUGUGCGCCAUUCAGCCAAAGGUAGGUACAUUAUGUAUAUUAUCCUGGUUGGUUCACACAAUGGUUUUUGAACGAGUCUGCUUUUCACCUUCGUAAUAUGAUAUCAGGGAAGAACAGCACAAGGUAUCCAUCUUCCGAGACUUCAACGCCGGAACUGUAAAGGUGCGCACAUGAGGCAGUAAAUGGCGCGCACAUAAUUUCAUUGGCUGACAAGUAAAUAACGCGCAAAUAAUUUCAUUGCGGAACAAGAAGUACAGGUUCCACCCUUCCAUCUUCUACAGUGCCAUGGUCUGGCGCUAACUUGUCAAUUGGGAAAAGCAUAGAUGAAUGACCAUAAGGUUUGCAGUGUCGGCUGUGGUGCCUGCUACAGUCUCUGAUGCUUUGCGCCUUUUCACCCCUUCCUUCUUACGUACGUGCAGCGCCUGGUGAAAAAGUUGAAUCGCAUCGCCAGGUUCUUGGAAGCAUGAUAAGCGAGUCGUGGUGGUGGCCGCUGGUGGUAGUGGCCGCUUGACAGGUGGGAGAGAUUAGUGUGUACUAUGUACGCGAGGUUUUGUGGUCGUCGCAGGGCAUCAGGAGUGUUGGUGGUUAGGGUUUAGGGAAACAAGAGGGGAGUCAUGGGUGUGUGCUGAAGCCUUGUGAAGGUUGAAAAAGGGAGUGGGAGACGGAAGGAGGAGGGAGGAGGGAGACCUGCUGGGAGAUGAAAACCAGUGGUGAGGAUGUUUUGACAUCGAUAGAUGGUUGAUGCUUGCUGUUGAGACGAGUGAAGAAGCUCGGACGAAGUGGCAGCAAAGAUGGUCUGGGUCUCAUAGAGGAGGGGGGGGGGCAAUCUAGUGCGGUGCGAGUUAGGUUGGGGUCACAUAAAGAGCUGCAUCACAUAGAACUCUGCACAUUUGGUAAAUGCAAAUCAAGUGGUACCUCUUCCGCUGUGGAAGGCAAGGAAGCGGAGCCAGGGAAAACAACGCAAGGCGAAGCACGAAGACCAGACACGGCAAAGGCAGGGAAGGGUGAAGGGGAAGCGAAGAAGAACGGAUGGGAACGCCAAUUGUUUACGAAAUCGCCGAGAAACCAAUCACUAGCGUGUUGAUCGCCAUAUGCACAGGGGUAUGGGUCUACAUACAGAAGGCAGGCCUCGGGUACGGAGACGUCGGCAUUAGCUACGAGGAUGUGGUUCGCGGGAAGCAGUACUGGAGGGUGAUUACCUCUUCGUUUUCCCAUAUUAGUUUUCUCCAUCUCAUCUUUAACAUGAGUGCGUUAUGGAGCGUGGGAGUUGUCGAGCAGUUGGGUCAUGCUGGGAUGGGAAAGAUCUAUUACCUGAAGAAUACGCUGCUGCUGGUUAUCUUGUCGCUAGUGCUCGUGCUUGUGUUCUACCACUUUUUGAUUCAUCACCUGAAAUUCGAACGCUACUGGAGAGUUACCGCCGUCGGGUAUUCCUGCGUCAUUUUCGGCUGGAUGACGAUCCUCUCGCAGAAGCAGGCUGGGUCGAAAAUUCAAGUCCUUGGCUUCCUAUCUCUGCCAGCCAGCCUCGCCCCCUUCGAGUCCCUCGUUUUCACUUACAUCAUUGUGCCCCAAGCUAGUUUCUUGGGACAUCUGUCGGGAAUCAUUGUCGGGUAUUUGAUAUCUUGGAGCGUUUUCGCAGAGAUUAGCAGCUAUUGGGCUAUAACGUACACGUCGUGGCUGCUCAUAGCGCUCGUAGUUAGCGUGGAAAGGACGACGUCAUACCAUAUACCAUUCUUGCAGACCGAGUUGUCAGUGGAAUCGCCCAAUCUUCCUACUGUGCGUUUACUCUCAGAUGAGGACCCCCCUCAGGCGAGAACACCCCCCCCUCCCUCCCUUGCUUCUGGCAUCGAUGCCGUCUGACAAUCGUGUCCUCCCUCCUUAUGUCAUCGUGCUCGCUUAUAACUCUUGCGGUUAGCGAGGAAAGGGGGACUGCUUCAUUCCAUCAUCCAUUCUUCUUGCAUAUCAGCUCCUCGAUGGAAUUGCUGGAUCUUAUCCAACUGCAUGUUUACUCCCACAGAAUCUGAUGAAGAGAGAGUCACUUAUGUAUGAGAGGUGUCUUCCUUCCUCGGCACUGUCACUGAUACAGAGCGACCAUCUUGUCGUUGCGUCAGCCAGCGAAGAGGAGCUGUGUCAGUUAUGAGAAAGCGUCCUCCUUCCUCACCUUUGGCACAGAUACUGAGCGACCACCUUGUCGCUACGUCAGAGAGCCAAGAGGGCGCAGUGCAAUACACAUACGUAUCAGAUUUUGCACUCACACCAAGCCAGGAUUUACACCCCUCGAUAUAUAAUAAACUCCUUUCGUGGAUUUAACAAAUCCAGAUGCCUUUGGGUUAUGUGGCGAAACGUACGUAUGUAAGCAGGCACAGACAUAUAGUGUUCACACUAGCAGUUUUUCUUCUAAGCUGUGGACGUGAUUGCAGUCGGAUUCAUCCACGUC